This is a messenger RNA of Brassica oleracea var. oleracea, 1125 nucleotides long. RefSeq lists its product as uncharacterized. Bases 1 to 1125 code for a protein of 374 amino acids. Gene Ontology annotation, cellular component: mitotic spindle; nuclear microtubule. The transcript is spliced from 14 exons. Gene Ontology annotation, molecular function: microtubule binding; protein kinase activator activity. The record is from RefSeq and is a predicted model, not a curated record. Lineage: Eukaryota; Viridiplantae; Streptophyta; Magnoliopsida; Brassicales; Brassicaceae. Gene Ontology annotation, biological process: regulation of mitotic spindle organization; mitotic spindle assembly; activation of protein kinase activity.
AUGGAUCCGGAUAUGUUUGCAGAAGAUCCCUCCUUUGUUGAGGAAUUCGACAUAGAUUUCGAAUUCGACGCUCCAAGAUUCUAUGAUUUCUCCAAACCGGAACUCGAUUCAGAAACAGAGGAAACAGAGCUUUGGUUUGAAUCAGCUGGAAACUAUCCUCCUUCACAAUUUAGUUUAAAUCUGAGCUGUAUAUUCGACGAUAAGCAUCUAAAGAUCCCUAAACCCGUCUCGGAUAAAUACAACGGGUUCAUUUAUUACAACCAAACUGCUAAAAAUGUUCCCAAGUCGACGCAAAAGUCUAAAAUAAAACCUUUCUUACGAAAGAACUCGACUUUGACGAGACCCACUGCUUCUUUAUUGGCGAGACAGAACAAACCUCUUGACAUUUACUCUGUUCAGCUUCUCACAAGAUGUCAGAGAUCAUUAGGGAAGCUCGAAAGCAAGAUCUCCCCCUCUAUCUUAUUAUCAAUGCCUCAAACACAAGAUACCAAAAGGCAAAAACUUGAGUCUGGCUUCUUGCGCAAGAUAUCAAGGUUGGAGCAAACUCCCUUUGUACAUAAGGUUCCAAAGAAGGUAUCAAAAGUAACUGUUCCAAAGGAACCUAACCUUAAGACUGCCCAAAGAGCUACAAAACUGCGGUUUAAGGCUAGUUCAGCACCUGAGCAAGUUGAGAGAUUUAGCUCUACAAUGAAUAAAACAGCUCAAGAAAGUUCUUUGACAUCUUUGCAUCGCUCUCAAGAUUUUCAUGAAUUUCAUCUAAGGACAUCUCUUAGAGCCAAGGAACGCUCUUCUAAUGCUAAAAAUGCACCCACGGAUGAUCGUACUCACUCCCUAACGUCAAAGUCCGUUGUGCCUAGAAAGGGUAGGAGAGUGAAGGAAUCUCACAGCUCAAAGACAAAUAUUCAAGUUUAUGAAUCAAAGAUUAGCCAUCUAGAAUCAAAGGUGAUGCAGGCAUCAAAAAAAUUUGGUGAAGCAAUGGAAAUUAAACAUGAAAACAAUUCACUGAAGGAAUUUGAAGCUCCAAAGGUCACGAACUCCCAAGAUGAACAUUUUAUUGAAUCUCUCAGAAAACUAUGUCUCACUUCCGAUACUGAUUUAGUUGCUCCUUGUAUCUCAUCUACAUAG